AUGAACGUCAUCUACUCGGUCAAGGACUAUGUGAGCAACGUGUUCCACCAGGACUCUGGCUCGGGCGCCAUCGACGUCGUGGCGGUGCAGCAGCCCGACGGAUCGCUGCGCUGCUCGCCGUUCCACGUGCAUUUCGGCAAGUUUAAGCGCGAAGACAAGCAGCAGGUCACACUGGAGGUGAACGGCCAGGCCGUGGACGGCGUGCGCAUGAAACUCGGCGCCGCUGGGGAGGCGUAUUUUGUCCACCAGGUACAGGAACCCAUUGACGAGAAGGAUUAUCUGGCCUCUCCUUUGCCCAGUCCACUCAGCAGCAUUGGCGACGCUGAAGAAAUAUUGCAAAAUGACACAUUUGCUACCUCUGGGCCUCUGAAACCUGAAGACGAGGGAAAUACCGACGAAAUGCCACUGGAACUGAUCAACGUGAAUAGAAAUGAGUCAAGCGAUCGGUUGACGUGGGGAUGGGGUGCCCUGCCGAGUAUGCGGCCUGAGGAUGAAGCCGACGAUGAGUUGCCGAGUAUGGUUAAAAGUGCCUCCGUAUAUUUUGAUGCAGUGGAUAUCGAAACCACAGCAGCUGCUGAAGAUGUCGACUAUUACGAUCAUCCAUCGAUGUCCCUAUGCGGCCAUUUGCUGGACGAAGCGGAGACGGAGGAGGAAGUGCAUCAGAUCUUCUCGGAACAUAUUGUCACGUUUGACUUUUUCCGUGCCAACGCUACCAAGAUUUUGUCCAACCCGGACUUGCGGUUCUUCGUGCGUGGGAAAAUAUCAUCGUACGAUGAAAAGAUGCAGGCAUAUCUAGUCUCUCGCGUUCUGUUCCCGUACUCGCAGCAUUUACCCGUUGGUACAUCAUUAAACGACGUGAAAAUGGAGGAUACACUCGACGCCAGAAUGGAAAAUGCAUCGAAAACUCACGAAAACCUCCAUAUUGCUGGUUCUAGCCUUUCGCGUUCGACACACUGCCGUACAUUGGAGCCUCUACACGAAGUUUUAAGCGACGAUGGCGGGUCGACACAAGAUACGGCCAGCAUUACGAGUGAACCGUACUUCAAGAAAAGCUUGAAGCCAUCACAACAAGAGUUAGUUGAUAUGGGGCUCUGUGUGGGGAUGAAUGACAUCGCGUUUGUAUUGCGAUCGCACGAUUCGGGCGAAUUGGCUCGUGUGACGGCCAAGUUGUAUCUGUGGCCAGUGACGGCAAAAGUGGUCAUCGCUCAGAUCGAUGGAGCCAUUUCCAGUAGUGCAGCCACUGGCCGCAUGUUUAAGCGCCGAGAUCCAGCUGCAAUGCACCCAGGAGCAGUAGAAUUCUACUCGAAGCUGGCACGGAAUGGCUAUCGAGUCGUGUACGUCACUUGUCUCGGUCUAUCACAGGCCAAUUUGAUUCACGCACUACUACACAACAGCACUGAGGAUGGAGAAAUUGCACUUCCAAUGGGACCGGUAUUGCUUUCGCCUGAUCGGUUGCUAGCCUAUAGCAACGAGAUGAUUGACGCGGAAGACUUUAAGAUCGCUGCAUUGGGUGCCCUGCGUUCCCUCUUCCCGCGGGAAGUAAACCCGUUCUACGCGGCGUUCGGCACUACGCAAACCGACAGUGUAGUGUUCACUCAAGUGGGUGUGUUCUCAGGAAAAGUGUUCGUUGUGGACCCUACCGACGGUAGUUUACGACACCGGUCACUGAUGGGAUUCCAUGAAUCUUACACAAGUCUACUGGAUCGUAUGGACUCAAUGUUCCCGCCCAUCUACUCCCCAACGACACAAGUCCCAAUCUCCCGUCAGAAUAGCUUGCAGCUUAUUGUACCGACACUUCACUCGGUACCAAGCAACCUCAGCACAACGUCUAGAGUGUCAAUGAUUGAGGACGAAGAGCAUCUGGUAUCGGAAGCGGUUGCAUCGCAAGUGCGUGCACGGAGUCUCGCUGAUGAGGCGUACAACGAUAUCAACUUUUGGCGAAUUGAACCAGGCCGUGUCUAG
Messenger RNA from Phytophthora nicotianae INRA-310, 1962 nucleotides. RefSeq lists its product as hypothetical. Lineage: Eukaryota; Oomycota; Peronosporomycetes; Peronosporales; Peronosporaceae. Gene Ontology annotation, molecular function: phosphatidate phosphatase activity. The coding region runs from base 1 to 1962 and encodes 653 amino acids. The transcript has a single exon. The record is from RefSeq and is a predicted model, not a curated record.